Molecule: messenger RNA, 477 nt
Organism: Symbiodinium necroappetens
Lineage: Eukaryota; Dinophyceae; Suessiales; Symbiodiniaceae
Source: the annotation of a GenBank genome assembly
AUGACGGGUCGAACUUUUCCGGUGUCUUGGUGGGAGCUGCAUCGCGAUGCCAAGGCACUGGCCUGGCGGUUGAUGGACAAGUCCGACCGGACCGGUCCCUUCAAGGGGGUGGUCGCGGUGGCCCGCGGGGGGAUGGUGCCGGCGACGAUCGUCGCACGCGAACUGGAACUGCGCCUGGUCGAUACGCUGUGCAUUGCGUCCUACGACGAUCGUGAGAAAGGCGAGGUCCAGGUCCUGAAGUCGAUCGAGGGCGACGGCACGGGGUGGGUCAUCGUCGACGAUCUGGUGGACACCGGAGCCACGGCCCGCGCGGUGCGUGAGCUGCUGCCCAAGGCCCACUUCGCCACGGUCUACGCCAAACCCGAGGGGCGCCCAACGGUCGACACCUUUGUCACCGAGGUCAGUCAGGACACCUGGAUUCUCUUUCCCUGGGACAGCGAGAUGCAAGAAGUUCCCCCGAUCGCCCGAAGCCGUUAG